Acipenser ruthenus (sterlet) is the source of this 3970-nucleotide messenger RNA. Its product is annotated as arf-GAP domain and FG repeat-containing protein 1-like. NCBI's taxonomy places the organism in Eukaryota, Metazoa, Chordata, Actinopteri, Acipenseriformes, Acipenseridae. The coding region runs from base 298 to 1728 and encodes 476 amino acids. Gene Ontology annotation, molecular function: GTPase activator activity. The record is from RefSeq and is a predicted model, not a curated record. The transcript is spliced from 14 exons.
CACAAGAGAAAAAGGGGUGUGUGUGUCUCUCUCUCUCUGUGUGUGUGUGAGGAGGUCUGGAUUAGAUGUAUCGCUCCGGACUCGCAACGCAGUGAGGAAAAAAAAAUAUGUAAACACCGUGAUUCAGACACCCCAAAGGCGCGGCACGCCCACAUACACAGAUCCCCACCCGAGUUUUUAUCAUAACCCUUCUGUGUGGUUUCGGAAUCAAUCGGUGCGGUGUUAAUUUUGCACGUCUGUGAAUCGCUUGGCCGUCUCGCUGCGGAUUUCUGUUUGGAUUUUUUUUUUAUUCGAGCAAUGGCAAAUCGGAAACACAAAGACACGCAAGAGGUGUUUUCUAAGAAGGUCCGAGAGCUGGCCAAACACACCUUCAACAGGCAGUGCUGUGAAUGCGAGCAGCCCGGGGUCACGUACGUGGACAUCACCGUGGGGAAUUUCGUGUGUACGUCAUGCUCCGGCAUUCUGAGAGGCCUCAACCCACCUCAUCGAGUCAAAUCCAUCUCCAUGACAACCUUCUCACAGCAGGAAGUAGAGUUCCUGCAGUCCCAUGGAAACGAGUUUUGCAGCCGGCUUUGGCUUGGCAAAUUCGAUCAGCGUUCCGAAGUUAUUCCCGAUUCCCGGGAUCCGCGGAGACUGAAGGAUUUCCUCCAGGAGAAAUACGAGAAGAAGAAAUGGGCUGUCUCUCAGGAGCAGGCCAGGGCAGGCACUAGGACCCCUGCAGACACCGGCCCGAUCUGGAGCCCCGCCCUCACAGACAAGGCCCUCCCCUCGCCCCAGGGUAGCUCCGCCCCUGCACUGUCAACCAGCAGACCCACCCUCCUCCAGUCUGUGUCUCUGAGUCAACCCCAGCUGUCUCGCUCCUGGCAAAGAGCGCCCCCUGGCUCGCUGACUGACCUCAGAACCGACGCCAUCACUGCCACCCUGCCCCGCCCACAUAGCUACGGAGCCCCGCCCACAAACACAGGUCAUCGCAGUCCUUCCUUCCCCAGCUUCGACAGCCGCAGCUUCGGCCCAGCUACUCCGGGAGUGCCCUCCCCAACAGGGGGCGCUGUCUUCCCUGCCCUGCCCCGACCCACAGCCAGCGGGACUUUUAAAGGCAGCUUUACGUUCGGUCGUAGCUCCUCCUCUUCCUCCUCUCCUGGCUCCGCCCACUUCCCCAGCUUUAGUAAGUCCUCCAGCGUGGACUUGGGAGGAAUGGGCCCUUCCCAGCAUGCCUCAUCAAGCCCCGCCCCUUCGGGGGAUAAGUACGCCCCUCUGACAGAGUUGGAGAACGUCUUCGUUACAACCUCACCUGUGUCAGUGCCCCCUAGUGGAAUGUCUGAGUUUGGCAGCAUAUUUAGAAGCAGACUGCCUUCAAGCUCCACCCCCAGCAGCUCUCCUGGAGUUUCUCAGAGUGUCACCAGUGCUCAGUCUGCGUUCCCAGCUUUCUCGAAUCCCUUCAGAGGCGCUCCAAACCCCCAGCAAUCUCUGUCUCCCACCAACCCCUUUCACAAGAGCAGGGCGGACGCAGGCGAUGCAGAGAGUAGUCUCAGUGCUGCCCCCUCUGGUAUGUUCCAGCCAGCGCAGCCCCCUCUCCAGAACUCUUUCCUGCCACAGCAGCACAAUGGUUUUGCCACCUUCCCUGUACCUAAAUCAAUGCCCAGACCAAUAGGACAGCCGGUCUCAAAUAACCCCUUUACUGGUGGGGUGUUCCAGUCUGGAGGUUCCUCCACAAACCCAUUCCUCUGAAGACGAGGUCCUGCAGCCUCCCAGUUUCCUAGCUAGCCUCCCUGCCUCAGGUGGGGGGUCAAGGCAGCCGGAGCCUAGCAGGCCUGCCUGGACUCCCGUCCACAAAUGGAGAAAAGGGACCAAUCAGAAAGGAUAUACUCAAAACCUUUUUUUUUAAAGAUUUGAUUUAGACAGAACUAAAACCGGUUUACAGAAACCACCUAUAAUAUUUAAAGUGCUGAUAGUUAACCAAAAACAAAACAUAAAUCUGACCUGUUUUUGUAAUUCCAUUAGCUACAUAGGUCUCAAAUGUGCAGUUUCGAAAGAAACACAUAGCAAACAGGUAUUUGUUUAUAAAUGUCUGGUACUAGGGCUCCCCCAGUGGCGCAUCCGGUAAAGGCCCCAGGUGACCAAGGAAGUGCAACACUAACUGAAAGCAGGGCUUGCAAACAGAGAUUUCUUCAAACUGGUGUAGUACCAGCUAUCGUGUUUAAAAUGAAAAUACAGGUUUGUUAAGACAUGUGUUUCUUUCAGAACUGCACAUUUGAGACCUAUCUAAUGUCUGGCUUUGCAAAGCAUGUCAGGUUCAUGGAAUUAUAAUGUUAGCUAUGAACACUUUAAGGGUGUGAUUGCUUUUCAAAUCCUUUUUGAUUUUCAUUAUUUUAACACCACACAUAAAACUCAAAAAAAAAAACCCUACAAUUUUGAUCUAAUAAAAUAUUUGUUUAUUGUUUUUUUAUGAGUUGCUAAUAACUAUUUCGACCAAAAAAAAAUCUAAAUAAAUUAAAUUCGAGCCUUCGUACCUCAUAGACACACGCAUGUUCGUAAACCUAUCAGGAUGGAAGUCUGAAAUAGAAAUUCACUUUUGAAUUGAGUUGCAUGUUUAAGUUUUAUUAAAAAUAAUAAAAAAAAUGAUAUAUCUCCAAGCAAACUGAUUUAUGUGCAUCAUUUAUCCCCAACAAUCUGGAACAGAACACACAAAUGCUGUAAUGAUAUACCGUUAUAACACACCCAUUGAUUCAGUCUAACGAUUACAGAUUGUCCUAUACAGGUAACAUUAUGUUGGGGGGUGUAAUUCACCUCUUCUCCACCAGAUGGCAGAAGUGAGCCAUUGUCCUGUAUUUUAAUGAUAAUUUGCUUCCCCCAUUGAUCACAGUUACCUUUUCCAGGUCCAGUAAAGUAAUCCUGAGACUGCAACCUACCUUCAUGUGGGGAUAAACUGCCUAAAAAAAGACCAAAAAAUAAUCAUACGGAAAUUCAGAAAUGAUUUUAAACCCUCUGCUAUCUCAAAUGUGUUAUCGGUGCAUUACUGACUAUGUGACAGAGCUGCAGAUGAACACUGAUUAUUAUUAUUAGUUUAUUUAGCAGCCGCCUUUAUCCAAGAUGACUUACAGAGACUAGGGUGUGUGAACUAUGCAUCAGCUGCAGAGUCACUUACAAUUACGUCUCACCCGAAAGACGGAGCACAAGGAGGUUGAGUGACUUGCUCAGGGUCACACAAUGAGUCAGUGGCUGAGGUGGGAUUUGAACCAGGGACCUCCUGGUUACAAGCCCUUUUCUUUAACCACUGGACCACACAGCCUCCUAUCGAACAGGGCAGCUGAGUUUGAGGUUCAUUGUGAUGUCACAGGACUGUGAGAAAUCACAAAGUAGCUUUGAACAAUGCCAAAAGUGUAUAAUAAUAUUUUUAGGAGGCAGUGCGGUCCAGUGGUUAAAGUCCAGGGGCUUGUCACCAGAAGGCCACCGGUUCAAAUCCCACCUCUGCCACUAACUGCCUCACUGUGUGUGACCCUGAGCAAGUCACUUCACCUCCUUGUGCUCCGUCCUGCGGAUGAGAUGUUAAAUCAACGUCCUAUUGGAAGUGACUCUGCAUAUAAUGCACAGUUCACAGCCUGCCUCUGUAAAGCGCUUUGUGACGGUGGAACACUAUGAAAGGCGCUAUAUAAAAAAAAGAAAUAUAUAUUUUACUUAUUUGAAACCUACAGCUCUGGCCAAAGGUUUUGCAUCCCCCCCUAGAAUGAACUAAUUCUGCUUCAUAAAGUCAAACGAAACCUGCUGAAUAAUGUUUAACAUAUUGAAUUGCACACCGCUUUGUAGUUUUCCAUACACGAUGAAAAAAAUUGAAAAAUGUGACAUUUCAAAAUCUAACAUGAAAUACUACUGUACUACUAUUAUGGCUUCCGGUAGAGACUUUUUUUUUCCAAGAUCAUUUUGUAGUUUCUUUGAUUACAUGAUGUGAAAUAAAAGAUGUUAUUUAAUUUAA